GCCGUUUUCCGUUUUCAGUUUUUGUUUGACGUUCGCGUAAAGCGCCCGGCUCGAAACGCAAACGCAAGACGCACGCCCGAGAAACGCUCGAAACUGAAGAACGCAUACGUUUACCGUUACCGUUGGUCAGCUGUUUCCGUUCCGCCGCGAAACCGAAAACCGAGAUUUUUGCGUUGUUCAAUUUUUUUUUUGCAAGUGAGAGAGUCUUGAACAACAAGGAAUAAGCAUUCGAAAUAUAUCUACAAGCAUAACAAAACCAAGAUAUCGCAAAAGCGGAGAAGAAAAGUGCAUAGUGAAAAAAGGAAAAAUACAUACAACUAAAUACUGGAAUACUGGAAGAAAAAAAAACAAACAAAAAUAUUCAAGGAGGAUCGCAAUUUCGCGCUUUGUUUUUGUUUUGCCAAAAUUGCCGCCGGCUCACACGUGCUAUCCCCCUCUCGCUCGCACCUGCCCCCAGUCCUUAUGUGCGUUAACCGUUAAGUGUGUAGCUGGGGUUCAACCCGCUCCUCUCUCUCUAUCUCACUCCCACACGCAAACGCACACUAGGGCUCGUACACAGAAAAGCGCACACACGAGACUUAACCCACUGUUGCCCCCCAAAAACCAACCGCUUUAACCCUCCCCCCCCGAAAACCAACCCAACUCCAUUCCCCGGCAUCAAGAUAUUCGACAACAAAAUUCUCACCGAGGCCUCAAAAGCGCCCCUGAGGGCCGUCGCACUGGCGUCAUUUCUGGGCGACGGGUUCGCCGCCCUCGGUAGCCGCGCCCCCCCGCCCAAGGACCAUCUGAUGGCGUUCGGGGCGGUCCUACACACCAGCCAGCACAAUAUCGGUCGCAGUGAACCGCCCGUGGGUGUCGGUGAUCCCUGCGCCGGAUGUAACAAACCCAUCCUGGACAAGUUCCUCCUGAAUGUCCUGGAACGCGCCUGGCACGCCUCCUGCGUCCGCUGCUGUGAAUGCCUCCAACCGCUCACCGACAAAUGCUUCAGCCGCGAAUCGAAGCUCUACUGUCGCAACGAUUUCUUCAGACGUUACGGCACCAAGUGCAGUGGGUGUGGCCAGGGUAUCGCGCCGUCGGAUCUGGUGCGAAAGCCCAGGGACAAGGUCUUCCACCUGAACUGCUUCACCUGCUGCAUCUGCCGCAAGCAACUGAGCACAGGUGAGCAGCUCUACGUGCUGGACGACAAUAAGUUCAUCUGCAAGGACGACUAUCUGCUGGGCAAGGCGCCAUCCUGCGGCCACAAUUCGCUGAGCGAUUCAUUAAUGGGCUCGGCGAGCGAAGACGAUGACGACGAUGAUCCGCCGCAUUUGCGGGCCACGGCCCUCGGAUUGGGCGUACUGGGGCCGAAUGGACCCGACUCAGCGGGCGGACCUCUGGGCACAUCGGAUAUAUCAGUACAAAGCAUGAGCACCGAUAGCAAAAAUACCCAUGACGAUUCCGAUCAGGGCUCCUUGGACGGGGAUCCGGACGGACGCGGCGAUUCCCAGGCGGAGAACAAAAGUCCCGACGAUGCCAACGGAUCGAAGCGACGCGGUCCGCGCACCACCAUCAAGGCCAAGCAGCUGGAGGUGCUGAAGACGGCCUUCAAUCAGACGCCGAAGCCGACACGCCACAUCAGGGAGCAACUGGCCAAGGAGACCGGCCUGCCCAUGCGCGUCAUACAGGUGUGGUUCCAAAAUAAACGGUCGAAGGAGCGACGCAUGAAGCAGAUCACCAGCAUGGGCCGUCCGCCCUUUUUCGGCGGCGCCCGCAAAAUGAGGGGCUUUCCCAUGAACCUCUCGCCCGGCGGACUGGACGACGGACCCGGCUUUCCCUACUUCGCGGCGGACGCCAAGUUCGAGUUCGGCUACGGCGGACCCUUCCACCCGCACGACGGACCCUACUUCCCCGGUCACCCCGGCGGACCGAUGCCGUUCAAUGCGCCAGGUGGCCCCAUGGACCACAGCGGACCCAUUCCGAUGGUGAACGAGUUCGGGCUGACGCCGGAGGCGACGUUCCUGGGGCAGGCGGGCGGUCCGCCGAUGCAGCUGCAGUCGGCCGUCGGACCGCCUCCACCGCCGCCACCGCCGAGCGCCGAGCACUUGAUGGCGGCCGCAGCAGCGGUGGCGCAGCAACAGGCGGCGCAACAGCAGCAGCAGCAGAAUGCGCAACAAGCGGCGAAUCAGACGCAGCAGCAGCAGCAACAAAAUGGCCCCCGCACCAAUUCGCCGGAAUUCAUGAGCUCGGCGAAUUUCAGCGAACCGCAGAAUAUGCAAAAUGAAGGGCUCGUUUGGUAAUACGAUACGUAAUACAAAACAACGUGACGCAACGUAACGUAACGUACGGCAAUGUUGAGAGAGAGUGAAAUGAAUCUAUUCAUCGUUAUGUUGCCGGAGAGAGAGAGAAAGAGAGAGAGAUACAGAGGGAGAGAGAGACAGGGAGAGAGAAUUUCUGUUAAACCAGUCGCUGUUAAAACUUUUAACAUUUAGUUUUUUCUCUAUUGCUCUAGUGCCGUCUCGCUCUUGCCAAAGGCUAAGCCCCACCCCCUCUGCUACGUUUUGUUUUUGUUAUACUUUAUUAUUAUUAUUAUUACAUUACUGUGCUAUUUUUUUGUAUUUCAAUUCGGCGCCAAAAUAUUUGUAAAUUAUAAAACUAAACAAAAAAAAAACACAAAAUAGACAAAGAAAAUCUCUCUUAAAUGUAUAAAAACAAAACAAAUAAUGGGCGCUGCACAUAGUAAACAAUUUUUUUAAAAACAACAAAAAAAAACGAAAGAAAAACACUAAAAAAAUUAUAUUAAAAGCAAACACUAAACGUCUUGUCUGUAAUUAAAACAAAAAAUACUAUUUAUGUGUAUCAGUGUAUAAAAACAAAAUGCAAAAAUCUGUAGUCUAAAAAAAGAAAGAUCUGCAUAAAGAGAAUUUUUUUGUAAAUUAGCACAUUUUAUUCGUAACUCUAAAAAUUGUUUAUUUUUUGCCAGCAUUUUUUGACGAAAAACUUUUUUUUUUAUAUUAUUACACGUAACAUAUGGAUAUAUAUAUUAUAAUCGUUGUCUAACAACAUAAACGUAACUAGGCAUGUACUAGGUUCUAAGUCUAAAUAAACCAGAUAUUAUAUAUACAAGAGCUAUAUACGGCAGCACACACGUACACGGCAAAAAAAAAAAAACAACACAUAGCAAACUAAACUAAACUAUUUUUUUUUUUUGUGGUCUUAGAACUUAAGCGAACGUAAUUUAUUAUAAACAAAAUGGAUAAAAAUGAGAGGAGGAGGAGAAAGCAGCGGAAAUGCUAAAACUAAAUGUAAACCUAGAAAAGGAUGACACCUAAACAAAAUUACACAUAUAUAUAAAAGGUAUAUGAAAAUAAAUAUAUGAAUUUCCAAUUAUAAUGAUAUAGCAGCGAAAAAAAAAAUGAGAGAAAAAUCCCCCAGCUAACAAUUUUGAUUAUUAUUAUGACGAUGCGAAUUAUUAUUAUUAUUGUAAAAAGUAUUUAGUGUUAGCAUAAUGCGUAAGUUUAUUAAAGAACCGAAACAACAACCACAACACAGACAACUAAAUCCUUAUAUUCAUCAAGCGAUUAAAAAUAAAAUGUGCAAAAGAAACAGCAACAAAGGCGAAUUAAAAUAAUGGCUACAAAAAUGUGGAAAAGCGAUUAAAAAGCGGCGGAGAAAAUUCGCAUUGGGAUGAGCGCAGCAAAAGGCGGGAAAAUCAAUAAUAAAUAAACACAAAUUGUUAACAAAACCUAAAUAAAAAUAAAGACGAUGAAGAGCAACAAACAAAAAACGGAAAUGAAAGAAACAUUUGAUGAGAAAAAAAUAUAUAUAAAAUAAAAA
Drosophila gunungcola (fruit fly) is the source of this 3813-nucleotide messenger RNA. It is a transcript of the gene Lim1, whose product is annotated as LIM/homeobox protein Lhx1. Gene Ontology annotation, biological process: neuron differentiation; regulation of transcription by RNA polymerase II. Gene Ontology annotation, cellular component: nucleus. Gene Ontology annotation, molecular function: DNA-binding transcription factor activity, RNA polymerase II-specific; RNA polymerase II transcription regulatory region sequence-specific DNA binding. Lineage: Eukaryota; Metazoa; Arthropoda; Insecta; Diptera; Drosophilidae. The record is from RefSeq and is a predicted model, not a curated record. The coding region runs from base 789 to 2276 and encodes 495 amino acids. The transcript is spliced from 7 exons.